Molecule: messenger RNA, 2091 nt
Organism: Trichoderma citrinoviride
Lineage: Eukaryota; Fungi; Ascomycota; Sordariomycetes; Hypocreales; Hypocreaceae
Product: phospholipase C
Exons: 3
Coding region: 1-2091 (696 amino acids)
Biological process (GO): lipid metabolic process; phosphatidylinositol-mediated signaling
Molecular function (GO): phosphatidylinositol-4,5-bisphosphate phospholipase C activity
Source: RefSeq, a predicted model, not a curated record
AUGGCCUCAGAACAAGACCAAGCCGCCAACGCCUCCCUCCAGUCCGGCGGGGGCUCCAUCCCAGCCCAACGAACCGUCCACUCCCUCAGCAGCACCACCCUCGCCUACCUCAAGCGCCUCUUUGCAUCCCACGCGACCCCCGAAGGCAAAUGGACCCCCGAGCAGAUCAGGGUCUUUGUCCAGAAAGUCCAGGGCAGCAGUGAUCAAGGCCCGACGACCGAGGCGGCGCUGGCCCAGCUGCUGCGGCGGCGGGGGGGCAGCAGCACUCCGGAUGAGGAGGAGGAGCUCGAUCUCGACGGCUUCCUCGCAUUCAUGACGUCUCCUCACAGCAGCGCCGUCUUGCCCGUCCUGAACGAGGACUUUUCCUGGCCGCUGGCCAGCUACUUCAUCAGCUCGAGCCACAACACGUAUCUGACGGGGAACCAGCUCUCGAGUGAUAGCACCACGGGCGCUUACACCAACGUCCUGCUGAGAGGCUGCCGGUGCGUGGAGAUUGACGUCUGGGACGGCGACGAGAGCGACGCUGAAUCCUCCUCGUCGUCGUCGUCUUCAGACAGCGAGACAAGCGACGACGAGGCAGCCGCCAAAAAGGCCGCCCUGAAAGAGAAGAAGAAGCUGGAGAAGAAGGAGAAGAAGGAGAAGAAGGAGAAGAAGGAGGCCAACAAGGCCAAGCAGGACAAGAGUACGGACAACAAGAAAAAGACUGGAGGAGGAUGGAGCGACCAGCUGCGCAGCAAAAUGGACAAGAUCAACAUCAGCAAGAAGAUGGACAAGCUCGAGGAAAAGGCCACGGAAAAGGUGGCCGAGAUCCAGGAGGCCAUGACGAAGAACAGCAACAAGUCAGAUCCUGCAUCUGCCGUCGUCGUCGAGCCCCGUGUGCUUCACGGAUACACCCUCACCAAGGACGUCAAGUUCCGCGACGUCUGCGAAGCCAUCCGCGAGAGCGCCUUCGUCGCGUCCGAGAUGCCCCUCAUCGUCAGCCUCGAGGUCCACUGCAGCGCGGCGCAGCAGCUCGUCAUGGUGGACAUCAUGAAGCAGGUCUGGGACGGCCUGCUGGUGAGCGAGCCCGAGUCCGCCGUCGAGUCCCUGCCCAGCCCCGAGGAGCUCCGCCGCAAGAUCCUCAUCAAGGUAAAGUACGUCCCGCCCGGCACAUCCCUCGACAAGGUCGACACCAUGUCUAGCGAACAGGUUCCCUCCGCUCCGGCAGGCGGUGCGCCGCCGCCGCCGCCGAAGCCCGCAAAGACGAUCCAGGAGCUCGCCCGCAUGGCCAUCUACACCCAGGGCGUCACCUUCAAGGCGUGGACGCAGCCCGAGGCCAGCAUGCCCACGCACAUCUUCUCCAUCUCGGAGAAGAAGUUCAUCGACUACCACGAGAAGCAGUGGGCCACGCUGUUCAACCACAACAAGCAUUACCUCUUGAGGGCGUAUCCGGCCGGCUUCCGCAUCGGAUCGUCCAACCUCAACCCGGCCAUCUUCUGGGGCGGCGGCGCUCAGAUCAUCGCCCUCAACUGGCAGGAGACGGAUGAGGGCAUGAUGCUCAACGAGGGCAUGUUUACCGGGACCGGCGGCUACGUCCUGAAGCCAGAAGGAUACCGCUCCAAACUCCCCCUCAAGGAAGACAUCACCACCCCCUCCCCCAUCACCAUCACCCGCAAGACCGUCUCCCUGGCAUUCACCUUCCUCGCCGCCCAGAACCUGCCCCUGCCGCCCGACGAGAAGUCGGCCAAGGGCUUCCGGCCCUACGUCAAGGUCGAGCUGCACGUCGAGGCCUCCAAGAACAGCCACGCCCAGAGCGACGGCCACGUCCACGAGAGCGAGUACAAGGUCCGCACCAAGACCCACAAGGGCUGCGACCUCGACCUCGCCGGCGAGAGGCUCGAGUUCAAGGCCAUCCCCGGGCUGGUCGAGGAGCUCACGUUCGUGCGCUUCACCGUCCGGGACGACGAGAUUGGGAAGGACGACUUGGCUGCGUGGGCGUGCAUCAAGCUGGAUCGGCUGGGGCAGGGGUAUAGGUUUGUGCAUCUGAGGAAUACAAAGGGGGAGGCGACGGACGGGGCGAUUCUGGUCAAGGUGGAAAAGCUGGUUGUGUAA